This is a messenger RNA of Stylophora pistillata, 2373 nucleotides long. RefSeq names its product sodium/mannose cotransporter SLC5A10. Lineage: Eukaryota; Metazoa; Cnidaria; Anthozoa; Scleractinia; Pocilloporidae. Gene Ontology annotation, molecular function: D-glucose:sodium symporter activity. The record is from RefSeq and is a predicted model, not a curated record. Gene Ontology annotation, biological process: transmembrane transport. Gene Ontology annotation, cellular component: plasma membrane.
GUGUUUACCAUGCCUGAAUUUCUGCAAAAAAGGUUUCAGAGCCAGUGGGUCAGAACCUAUCUCACUGUGGUGGCUCUGAUUUCAUAUGUGUUCACAAAGUUUUCGGUUGACAUCUAUGCAGGUAGUUUGUUCCUGUACGAAGCAAUUGGCUGGAAUAUUUAUAUCUCUGCUGCUGUGACCUUGGCUAUAACUGCUGUCUACACUGUCUUGGGUGGUUUGACUGCUGUUAUCUUCACAGAUGUCCUCCAGUGUACCAUCAUGAUUUUGGGUGCCAUUGUACUGGCAAUAUUCAGCUUUGUAAAAGUUGGAGGAUACAAUGGUCUUUGGGAAAAGUUUGGAAGUGCCCACGGCGCUCCUUAUGUUCCUACUGUUGCACCAGUGACUAUGGCAGUCAAUAUGACAAAUGCCUCAAUGCUGGGAAAUAUGACUACUGCGAUGCCGUCCACUGGACCAGACCUGACCGGCUGCUUCAAAUUGACACCUUACUGGGGAAACAUGUUCCGUCCAAUAGACGACCCUGACUAUCCAUGGCUUGGGUUGUGGACUACUCUUCCUAUUAUGGGAGUGUGGUAUUGGUGUACAGAUCAGGUGAUCGUUCAGCGUACCCUUGGAGCAAAGAACAACAUUCAAGCCAAGGCAGGUUCCAUUUUUGCUGGGUUUUUGAAAAUCCUGCCCAUCUUCAUCAUGGUGAUGCCGGGAAUGAUCAGCCGUGUCCUCUAUCCUGACUCUAUUGGUUGUGCCGAUCCCGUCAGCUGUAAAUUUCAUUGUGAUAAUGAGUGGGGCUGCUCUAACAAUGCCUAUCCCAAACUGGUUCUGAAUGUUCUCCCCACUGGAUUGGUGGGCCUGAUGAUGGCUGUGAUGAUGGCAGCACUGAUGUCUUCUCUUUCCUCUGCUUUUAACAGCAGUGCCACCAUCUUUACUGUUGAUGUGUGGCUCCGCUUCAGGCCCAGGGCCACAGAAAGAGAAAAAGUCAUUGUUGGCCGGGUGGUUGUUGCUCUCCUUGUUGUUGUUAGCAUAUGUUGGUUGCCAAUCAUUCAAGGUGCUGCAGGCAAACAGCUCUUUGUUUACAUUCAGACAAUCCAGUCCUACCUUGCCCCACCAAUCACUAUGGUGUUUGGGUUGGGUAUCCUGUGGACAGGGCUGACAGCAGUGGGAGCCCUGUCAGGGUUGGUAAUAGGUUUCAUAAUGGGAAUGGCCAAGUUUAUUGCUGGUAAUGUUUGGUCAGAUCCCAAGUGUGGUGAAGAAGAUACUCGCCCUGGAUUUGCCAAAAUGCAUUUUAUGUUUUAUGCCAUCAUUAUUUUUGGAGUGAGCGGCUUUAUCAUGGUUGUGGUGAGUUUGUUCACGAAGAAGAUCCCCAGAGACGAGCUUGGUGGUCUGACUUGGCCAACCAUUAAUGAGCCUCCCAUUUCAUUUGGAUCCAUUGGCGAAGCAGAUGAAGCUGAGAAGAUGGAAAAUGGUGGUUUGGCCAGUACCGAAAAAGUCGAGCUUUUGGAAAAGAACGGCCAACUAAGCCCAACAACUCGUGUGGAAACUUCUUUCGAUGCUGGAGGAGAAGUUACCAAAGUAGAGGAAAAGAAUGCCGUACCCAAGCCAAAUGUGAAUGGUGAGUCUGUGGCACUGGAAACAGCAACAGGCGAGAAAAUCAAACUGAGUGUGGUCCAGUUUGCCGAGGAAGAUCCCGUUCUGAAGUGGUUUUUACGAAUCAUGACUGUCCUGUUACUAGUUUGUUUGGUUUUCCUGUGGGUGUACUAUCGCUAAGCGACAUGUACAGUAUCAUUUGUUGAUCCUAACAUGUCGUGUAAUGUGAAGAUUUACCUCUAGGUGCGUUGUUAGUUUAUGACCAGAUCAACAGGUUGUUGUAUACCAUGUAUAUCUUCGUAUAAUCUCAUGCUAGGCUUUAAGUAACUAUAUAUAUAUAUAUACAUACUCGAGGGUCAAAAAAUCGACCAGAAAUAUUUUAAUGUAUGUAGAAGAAGAGGUGUAAUGGUUAUUGUGUUGUCUUUUUGGUGGAGGAAAGAUGCAUUUAUGACAAUGCAUUCGUUUAAUAAUUUCGUAGCAUAGACGAUUUUGCCUUAAAUGCAGUAAGGGUAUAGUCUUGGAGAUUUUCAAAACUAACCGGGAGGUGACGCGAUUGAACUGGAAAUCCAAAACCAGUUGCAACGACAAUCAUUGUAGUUCUCAUCUUCAUUACAAACAACAACAACAGCAGCACCUUUAUUAACUGAAAUGACAACAGUAAUCAACAGAAAUCGAGAAAGUUUUAUCUUCUUUUUGGAAUUAGUUAUGGUAGUAGGUUGAUCGAGGAUCUAUGAUAGUGAACCUGUGUGACUCAUUUUAUCCUACUUAAAAUUGUUUUUUGGAAUUUCACCUCCA